Molecule: messenger RNA, 1945 nt
Organism: Oncorhynchus tshawytscha (Chinook salmon)
Lineage: Eukaryota; Metazoa; Chordata; Actinopteri; Salmoniformes; Salmonidae
Product: protein XRP2-like
Exons: 5
Coding region: 166-1275 (369 amino acids)
Biological process (GO): post-Golgi vesicle-mediated transport
Cellular component (GO): periciliary membrane compartment; cilium
Molecular function (GO): GTPase activator activity
Source: RefSeq, a predicted model, not a curated record
GGAAGCUCAAAUGCAGGUUUCGUGCGUGAUAAGCCCGAAACUGAGGUGUCUCGAAGAUAGAAAUACCUGUAUAUUUCUUACAAAGUAGGCAAGAUAACUUCUCGGGACAGACUCUAGUCAUAUAUUACUAUUCACCUUUGGUGGUUUUGUCGUUAAUAGGACAAAAUGGGUUGCUGGUUUUCCAAAAAAUCUAAAAGAAAAUCACCCGAAAAAGAACCUACGACGACGGUAGAAGAGAACACGACCAGCAACAACAUUGCCCUCAGCAGCAAUGCAACUGAGGAUCCACCUAAACAAUACAGCUGGGACAAACGUGAAAAGGUUGACCCGAAGGACUUCAUGCUAACGGGGCUGAAGGAUGCCACGGUGGGCCGUCUGCCAGGCAAGCUGAACGGACAGCAGUUUGUCAUCCAGGACUGUGACAACUGUAAGAUCUUCGUGUUGGACCACUCCGCCACCAUCACCAUCGACGACUGUACUAACUGCUGCAUCGUUAUGGGGCCAGUGAAGGGCAGUGUGUUCUUCAGGGACUGUAAGGACAUCAAGUGUGUGGUGGCCUGCCAGCAGUUCAGGACCAGGGACUGUAAGAAGAUGGAGGUGUUCCUGUGUUGCGCCACUCAGCCCAUCAUCGAGGCGUCCACGGGGAUGAAGUUCGGCUGCUUCCAGUACUACUACCCUGAGCUGGCCUUCCACUUCAAGGACGCAGGCCUCAGCAUCUUCAACAACAACUGGAGCAACGUCCAUGACUUCACGCCUGUCUCAGGGGAGACCAAUUGGAGCCUGCUGCCUGAGGACACUGUGGUGUUGGACCAUGUUCCAGCCCCUGACCCGGAGUCAGAGUUUAAAUCAGUCCGGAUCUCAGCUGAGGCAUCCCGCAGCAUCGUGCCCAUGACCAAAGGAGGCAGACGCAAGGAGAGUGACGAGUCCUGUCUGUUUGUGUUCUUCUCUGGGGACUACACCACUGCUAACGCCCGGAAACUCAUUGAUGAGGCCUCUGGGAAAGGGUUUGUGCUGAUCCAGACUAAGGAAGUGUCCAUGCGCCCAGAGGAUGUCAGCAGAGUGUUCCAGAACAAUGCAGAGGGACUCCUGGAGUGGAUCACCAACGGCCCAGUGACAGCUCUGGAGUUGAAUGGGGACGGGGUAGUGGAGGCCUGCAAGAGUAUGGCCAGUGACAUGUUCAGUGGAACCAAGGUGUUUGUUUCAGACAACAGAAAUACUUCCUCUCGAGAUGUGGACAACUUCUUCAACUUUGCUGACAUGCAGAUGGGCUUGUGAUUGAAUCACUGUAUGACAAUCAAACUACACCACUGAUACACUUUUGUAUGUUGACAUUUUUUAUUGGUAGUAUUAACACUGGAUAUACCGGUAGGUAGGAGAGAGGACAGGUUGACCAACAUAGUGAAUGUAGGUAGGAGAGAGGACAGGUUGACCAACAUAGUGAAUGUAGGUAGGAGAGAGGACAGGUUAAUCAACAAAGUGAAUGUAGGUAGCAGAGAGGACAGGUUAUUCAACAUAGUGACAAUGACAUCUACCAGUCUGUCUAUCCUGGCCUCUAUCCACUAUUCAUAGUAACAAUAUAGACUACCAGUCUGUCUAUCCACUAUUCAUAGUAACAAUAUAGACUACCAGUCUGUCUAUCCACUAUUCAUAGUAACAAUAUAGACUACCAGUCUGUCUAUCCACCAUUCAUAGUAACAAUAUAGACUACCAGUCUGUCUAUCCACCAUUCAUAGUAACAAUAUAGACUACCAGUCUGUCUUUCCACCAUUCAUAGUAACAAUAUAGACUACCAGUCUGUCUAUCCACCAUUCAUCGUGACAAUAUAGACUACCAGUCUGUCUAUCCUGGCCUCUAUCCACCAUUCAUAGUAACAAUAUAGUCUACCAGUCUGUCUAUCCUGCCCUCUAUCUAUACCUAGCAGUGGAGAGGUCAGCUGAUAGGCAGU